Messenger RNA from Anopheles coustani, 4544 nucleotides. RefSeq names its product forkhead box protein O (gene foxo). Gene Ontology annotation, cellular component: nucleus. Lineage: Eukaryota; Metazoa; Arthropoda; Insecta; Diptera; Culicidae. Gene Ontology annotation, molecular function: DNA-binding transcription factor activity, RNA polymerase II-specific; RNA polymerase II cis-regulatory region sequence-specific DNA binding. The transcript has 11 exons. Gene Ontology annotation, biological process: regulation of transcription by RNA polymerase II. The record is from RefSeq and is a predicted model, not a curated record. Bases 817 to 2562 code for a protein of 581 amino acids.
GCGGUGCGCGAUGGACGACGACGGACUCCCGGUUUGCACAUGUGGUCCGGUCAACUUAUCAACGAGUUGAAAUGUGUAUAUUUAGAGCAGUUUGCCGUGCUGCUGCUUCUCGUGACGGUGCCCAAGCAGCGGAAGGGAAGCCGACUCGCUUUCAGUGCUAUUAGUGUGCCCACAAGUGUACGAAAACUGAGCCGCACGCGCGCGCGCGCGUCCUGAGUGAGUGUGUAUGUGUGUGUGUGUGCGUGGAUCGAAGACGAGCGGUGGUAGCGGAGAGAAGCUCAUCGCGAAUCGUGAAUCGCGGAUGACAACAUUUUGACAGUGGUGUUCGUAAAAAUUCUUGACAGAUUUACCGCACAGCAAAGCAAGCGGCGGCGUGUGUUUUUAGUGGGAGUGAUACGGGAAAAAUACUAAACGAAGUGUGCGAGUGAGUAGGGAGUCAAAAUAAAAUUUAAAAAAGGAAAAACAGUGCGUUCGCGAGUGAGUGAGCGGUGUACGAUUGCGCGCGCGUGUCCACCUUUUCGGUGUGCCGGUGUGUAACCUUCCGCCGUCGACCGGCUUGUGUUGGUGGGGAAGAUAUUGGAGCUUACGGGUGCCACGUGCACAUCAGUGCCGAUCUAACUAAUUUUGGUGUGCUGGCGUACGUUGUCCCAGUGGUGAAAGCCUCCCUCAGUGACCGACGGGAGUGGAAGAAAAUUCUGUUUCGCGUGGCAAAGGCCAGCUUGCCGGAAAAUUCCUUACCCCCACAGCUUCGUGCCGAUAGAAGAAGAACAAGCACCCAUCAAUCCAAAGACGAGGCACGACGUAGUUGAGCCCACCAUGGAUCCGUACGGGGGGGGCUGGCCGGCUUCACCGCUGCGUGGUGGUGGUGGCGGCAUGUACGACAACAUUUCCAACGAUGGCAUACCGAUGGACGCGCUGGCCGAGCUGCAGGACACGGCGUUCGAGCCCCAGACUCGUGCCCGCUCCAACACCUGGCCCCUCCCGCGGCCGGAAAACUUUGUUGAACCGGAAACGGAGCUAGACAGCAACAAGUGCAGCAAUCAGCAACUUGCCAACACAGGAUCGAGCAACACGCAGCUGCAGGCGGCCGCCUCGUCAUCGUCGAAGAAGAACUCGUCGCGCCGGAACGCCUGGGGCAACCUGUCCUACGCCGACCUCAUCACGCAGGCCAUCAGCUCGGCCGCCGAUAGCCGCCUCACGCUCAGCCAGAUCUACGAGUGGAUGGUGCAGAACGUGCCGUACUUCAAGGACAAGGGUGACUCGAACAGUAGCGCCGGCUGGAAGAACUCGAUCCGACACAAUUUAUCACUGCACAACCGGUUCAUGCGAGUGCAGAACGAGGGCACGGGCAAGUCGUCCUGGUGGAUGCUGAACCCGGACGCCAAGCCGGGCAAGUCCGUGCGCCGGCGGGCCGCCUCGAUGGAAACGUCCAAGUACGAGAAGCGCCGGGGCCGGGCGAAAAAGCGCGUCGAAGCCAUACGACAGCAGGCCGCCCUCGGUCUGGCCACAAAUCCACUCAACGAUGCCACCCCGUCGCCGAGCAGUAGUGUUAGUGAAGGCUUAGAUCUAUUUCCGGAGAGUCCACUGCAUAGUGGCAAUUUCCAACUGUCGCCCGACUUCCGGCAGCGCGCAUCCUCGAAUGCGAGCUCGUGCGGUCGGCUGAGCCCGAUCCAGUCGAUCGUGGGCGUUGAGAACGCCUGGCACUACACGCCGGACGACCUGGGCGACAAUCCCGACCCGACCGUCGAGCUGGAGCUGGAGCUCAGCGGACAGACCCAGGCCCAGCUGGACCAGCUGGCCGGGUCGCUCGCCGACGAACUGACGUUACAGCAUCCCGAUUUCUUCAAAGGGUUCUCCCAGUCGACGGCGAUGCACAGCCAGCCGCCUCCGCCACCCUACCAGACGUCCCAGCUCUACUCCCUCAUGGCGUCGGUCGCACCGUCCGUCGGUCUCCCCCAGCACCAUAAUCAGUGUCCGAUUCACCGCAUACAACAUUGUACCUGCAUGCUACAGAACAACGCGCGUGAGAGCAUCUCGCCGUCGUCCGGAACCGGCAUGUCUCCAUCAUAUCCGCACAGCGAGCCAUCACCUGACUACGCCAUGCUAAUUGGAUCUCGCGUAAUACAAAGAACGCCCUCGUCUAGUCCACCGCUAACGCCAAAUACGAUUUGUGGGAUGAUAGCGCCACCUCAGCAGCAACAGCAGCCGCACCAGCAACAGCAUCAGCAAGAACCAACACCGCAGACGCUAAUGGGUCAAGUGAUGGAAGCUUUGAACAGCCAGACAAACAUAGACGACAUCAACAUCAACAACGUGGAAUCGUUUCCAUGCGUGGACGAGGUACUGAAGCAUGAACUAAGUUUGGAAGGUUCGCUGGACUUCUCGAACCUGCCGCUUCCGCUUCACAACAGCUACGCGGCGCCGAACAAUUCCAACUCGUCCGACUCGUCGUCGGGUAUCAGUGCGAUGACGGCACCGAACGCGAACCAGCAGACGACCGCACAUAACCACGGCCAGUACGCGGCCCGAACGAGCGUCACGCCGCCAUCGUGGGUCCACUAAUCGCUGCACUAUGGCCCCCGCUCUGCAACGGUGUAUCCGUGGAGAUCUUUACUGUUGUAGCAGAAAUGACUACACUGCACUUGGAUCUCUGAACUCAAUAGCUAAACAUCCAGUGAACAUCGGUACACAAAUCGAACCCGAUUGGAAGCAAACAGCAGAAGCAGAUGUCACGUGUUAGUGAAACGGACUCAAACAAAGGCACAUCAGAGCAACCCACGGAGCAGAGUACACGUCGACCUUCUCAAGAUGGGCGCCGUUGGUGGAAACCGUCCGGCAGAGAUCACGUGAAGCUAAAUAACAAAAAAAAAAAUUGUUUUUCAUCUCCCUGUUCGGCGAGACAAAUGAAGCCAAGCUUUUGUACAUAGGUAGUGUUAAAGGCAGUGAAAGUUAUCUAGUAGUACCUAGUACAUAGUAGCCGUAGCCACCGCUCCCUUUUCCGAUGCUUUCGUACGAAAAUCCAAAACGGUUGCACAAACUGCGCGGGAAAGGCGAGAACAGCAUGAGAUUUUUGUGUUGCACCGUCGCAUGGCGAUUAGUUCGAGUUUAGGUUUUUAGUCAACUAAGCCUUCGUUAUCCAAGUGUUUUACAACGAACUUCUUUUUUAAGUUUCAACCCCUUUUCAAUUGUUACAAGUUUGUUAAAUAUUUUACUUUCCCGCCAUGGCUUUGCUAACUCUGUUUAGGGUUUACUUCCCCCUGGGUUAAGUUGUGCUUCCCUUUUCCUAUAAACGGUCCCAUACCUGUAAUGGUUUCGUUUUCCCUCUCAAACACACCACAAGCAUGUUGGUGUGUGUUAAAAGUUUGUAUAAUAUCUAUUUUUCUAUUUUUGUUUGGUAUAUUAAGUAUUUGUUAUGUAAGCUUAUGCCCAUGCAACACUUCAAAGUUAAUUGUACAGUAGUGAGAUGUUUUGAUAGUGAUAAAUAGUAACACAUAACAGCAAGGGAACAGUGUAAAUAAGUGAAGACAAUAUAGGUUUGUUAAAGUAACCUUAGUUCGUAUGAUCGUACGUUAGUUGCACUCGCGCCGAGGUGUAUUCAAGUGUGCUGACUACAGAAAUUACGCACAAGCAACAGAUCACCGGAAGGCCCGCUUUGGUCCAACUUAAUUUCCUCCCUUUGGAUCUUCUGUGAACUUGGUAGAAUACUUUAGUGUAAAGUUCUAAACGUAACUUCGCCGUACCGGCGUGGACUUCGCAAUCGGGCCGGGAACACAUAGGGUUGCUGUCGAGUUGUCAAGCGAGUAGCAUUAGCAUAUGAGAAUGUGGGAGAUAGUGAAGGGCCAAUGUGGAAUGCCCUGAACCCGACGUAGAGUAGCUUCUAAUCAAUAAAUCGCAGUGCCAUUAGGGAGAGCUAAUAACUAUACAUUUGCAAGUGUUGCAGGCAUAGGAGGAAAUAUACAAACUUUUAAGAACUCCAGUCCCUUCAUCUUACCCGCAAUUCCUUCCUUUACCAGCAUAACCCAACCGUAUGGUCCAUCUGCACAUUCGCCUUCGCCAUCUCCCUCAAAAAACCAAUUGUACAGUUCGUUUCGUUUAGGUUUUAGGUGCUCUGGGAAUAAACGCUACUCAAGGUUUAAUUAAUAAUAACUUUCGCUUAUAAACGCAGGAAAAGAAAUCCUUAGAGUAAACCACGGUGUACUGUAGUGGACGCAGAGCAGCGUUUAAAGAACAUGGCUGUAUGGUGAAGGAGAAAUUAGUAGAAAAUAAAAAUAUAUAUACAUGUACAUGCAAAUACAUACAAAUUAUAUUAGCUGUAGAUACAACUACUAUAAGUAACAUGGAAUUCCCUCUCCACCCUAAAGGCGUCUGGGCGUGGAAGUAAUAAUUAAAACAGUUAGUUAUCUACGACCAUAAAGCCGCUUAGAGGUGACGCAACUGAACCAUUUUUUGCACUUUUUUUUAUUGGUGAACUAAAGUUUUGAAAAAAAAACGUAUAUGAAGCAAACACUAAUAGUAACACAUAAUCUCCUCUUCCUAGCAUCUAU